Dictyostelium discoideum AX4 is the source of this 447-nucleotide messenger RNA. RefSeq lists its product as hypothetical. The record is from RefSeq and is a predicted model, not a curated record. Lineage: Eukaryota; Evosea; Eumycetozoa; Dictyosteliales; Dictyosteliaceae. The transcript has a single exon. Bases 1 to 447 code for a protein of 148 amino acids.
AUGACAUCUAUAUUUGGAGAUUUAAUUUUACAAGAUGGAGCUAAAAUAAUUCGUAGGGACGGUUCAUCUUUAAUUCCAUCUAGAACCAUCAGAAAUGCCACCAUUAAUAUUGGAACCAUGACCAAUACCUCAACACCUGGUAGUUUGAUAACUAUACAGGCUGAAGCAACAUUUAUCAUAGACGACGAUAAGUACGUCGAAAUGCUCAUAGGUAUGAAAUUUAUACCAACUUCAACACACAAUGGGAGAGUCAUGGUAAUCUCUGGCCUUCCAUUAGAUUUGGUAUCAACAAAACCACCAAACGGAUCAUGUAUGGUUACAGGUGACGAUAACUAUGCAAUUAUUACAAUGGCACAUUUCGAUAGAUGGGUAACUGGUGUACCACAAGCACAGUUAGCAUCAACAAUUCCAUUAUCCGGGUUACCUACAACAACCCAUCUUCUUUAA